AACCAACUUUAAGUUUCAGACGUACGUUGAGAAGCUACAUGUAAAGACGGUGUUAUCAGACAACAAAGCACUUCCUAAAGCGUGGAAAUAUUAAAUAAUACGUCAAAAGUGCGCUAUUUUCAGAAAUGGCCACCCCUUCGGGGCUUUCUGUGGAGGGCAUGCCAAAGCUACCCGUUCUACCUCCAAUAGAGAAACUGCGGGGGGACUUGGAGCGCUCCAUCAUUGCACAAAAUGAGAUGGAGGAAGAACUGAGGAAGAGGACUGCGGCUCACAGGAAGCUAGUGAGACGCAGGAGUGAAAUGCAACACAAACAAUUUAAUAUGACAUUGGUCUCCAGAGCAAUGGAAGAUCGCAGAAAGACCAAAGAGAGGGAACCUAUGCAUGUUCAUUCACCAGUGCCCUGGAUGCCACCCGCAAUGAAUUACAGAUUCAUGAAGCGCUGUGUCGAGAGCCGGCCCUUCCCUCCAAUCCAGCAACAGUGGAUAGACUCGGUGGUCUCCCGAAUCCCCCCCGAACUGAGAGAGAGCCCUGAGGCAAAUGAACUCCUGCAGAAGCUUUGUGUGGAGGUCACCGAGGAGUUCCGCAGCGUGGUUGUCAAGCACACAGUGGACUCAGUGUUGAAGAAUCCUGACAGAAAAGAGCAGAUCUCCGAAGGGCCGAAAUAUAGCCAACCAAAAAGUCUUGAUUGCGUCCAGCUUUGCCAUUGCGCCUUCACAAAAAGACGCAGAAUGAUACAAAAAAAACUCCACAUCCUGCACCCUGUGAUGCAAACUAUAUUGGAUAUUAGCUACACAGCAUUUACCCACACGGUUAUAUUUGAACCACAUAGAGCUGUCGAAACUGUGGAUUGGAAAAGCCUACGGAGGAGUGCAGCCGUGGAGUGCAGGAAGAAAGAAGCUCACAUCAUGAAUACCUGGUUUCCCCAAAUCAUUCACUUAUUGACGGAUAAGGAAAAUUUAGACACAAUUAAAGAGGAGAAGCUGGAUUCGUUUUACAACUGUGCAUCCACCCUCUUGUCCAAUCAGUUGAAGUCCCUGCUUCAGCAAAGUGUAAAAACGUUUGUCAGUGUGUUCGACUCAAGCGAUCAGCCCUGCUUGCUGGUCUUUCGCAUGGAUUUGACAUUCGAUGAUGAAAAGAUGGACAUUUACCCAACCCCCCAAGAUUUAGAAGCUUGUAUUUUACAGAUCCUCGCCUCCAUAACAAACACCAUGCAGAGAGUGCCGACUGUGGAGUCUUGGUUGGCCCAAACUUCAUCUUCAUUUGUGGAUGCCAGCGUGCCCGAUGAGAUGCUCGUCUGGGCUCGGGUCACUGUGGGAAAUGCUGUGCGCAAACACUUGGAGGGAGUUGACGAACAUUUCAAAAGCUAUGUUAAAAGCUACGACUGGCUUGUGAAUGGCACCGCACAGAGUCAAAUGGACACGUUUUUGGAAGAGGAGCACUCUUUUGAUGAGUAUACUAAACAAGUGGAGAAGUUUCACAUGCUCGCAAAGGAGAUCGCCUUGCUCCCAUCAAAAGUCUACUUCCCCAUGGUCCAUCUGGAGUGCGAGGAGCUGAAGCAAGGCCUAUCUGAUAAAGCCAAAAUGUUUGCUGACCUUCUUCUGAAAACACUGGUCACCAAACACCGAGAGCAAAAUCAACUGAUCUGCUCUGAAUUCGAAACCAUCAACAACAAAGCUCUGGAAGUUCCGGAAAACACAGAUGCCAUUGCCCAGAUGGUGGACUACAUUAAUUUCACCAAGACGAAGGGUGUUAAGGUCCUCGAUGAGAAAAUACAGGAAGCGAGCACCAGACUUUUGUACCUUUUGGAUGUCUACUUCAUGGAACCAGAGGAUUUGGAGCUUAACUCUACAGUUUUUCUCUGGCCAAAAAAUAUACUUAAUGCAUUUGAGCUCAACAACGAGGUUUUGCAGAGUGCCAAGCAGAAAGGAGAGAAAGAGCUGAUUGCGAAAAGGGAAAAAUUAAUGGUUGAGCUUGAAAGGUUGGCACAAAUGACGGAGCAGUUAGUGAAUUGCUCUCACCUGGAUAUGUUGCAGCAGUAUUUUGCAAAGGUACGAAUGAUGCAGAAACUUCUUCGGGAAGCUGAGGAGGCUGUCGUCCUCAUUAAUAAGGAAGAAGCCUUCUACAACUGGGAUCAAACGUCUUACCCAGAGGUCGAGGCCAUUAAGGAUAACAUUGAACCAUACCACAAACUGUUUGGAUUCAUCCUUAAGUGGCAGCACACAGAAAGCAGGUGGUUGGAUGGCUCUUUCUUGGAUCUAAAUGGGGAGACCAUGGAAACUCAAGUGGAUGAGUUUUAUAGGGAGAUCUUCAAGCUGUUAAAGUUCUUCCAGCAGAAGCAGAAUAAGGCUGCGCAAGAGAAGGAAAAGAUGUCCGGCAUAACGAGGGAAAAGUCUGCGGAGGAUCCGAGAAAGCAGGAGAACUCAACAGUAGCUUUGUGUUCCGCUGCGAUGGAACAGAUCAAAACGUUCAAGGAGUAUGUCCCUGUUGUGUCUGUCUUGUGCAACCCAGGUAUCAGAGCCCGUCACUGGGACAAGAUGUCUAACAUAGUUGGGCAUGACCUAACCCCUAACUCUGGCACAACGCUACGCAAAGUUUUAAAGCAAAACCUGGCGCCUUACCUGAAUGAGUUCGAGUCUAUCAGUGCUGCUGCUAGCAAGGAGUUUUCUCUGGAGAAGGCCAUGCAAACCAUGAUGCAAGGUUGGGACAUCAUUUCCUUCAACCAUCAGCCUUACAGGGAGACCGGUGUUUCCAUUUUGACUGCCUUGGACGAUGUCCAGACAUUGCUGGACGACCAGAUCGUGAAGACUCAAACAAUGAGGGGCUCGCCUUUCAUCAAGCCGUUUGAGACGCAAAUCAAGGAAUGGGAGGAGCGCCUGCUCCGCAUUCAGGGAAUCAUUGAUGAGUGGCUGAAGGUGCAGGCCCAGUGGCUGUACCUGGAGCCCAUCUUUUCAUCUCAGGACAUCAUGCAGCAGAUUCCAGAGGAAGGAAGGCUUUUCCAAAUUGUAGACAGAAACUGGAAAGAAGUCAUGAGGCACUGUGUAAAAGACCCUAAGAUUCUGCCAGCGACCUCGCUUCCUGGUUUGCUAGAGAAGCUGCAAGAUUCCAACACGCUCCUCGAUACCAUUAUGAAAGGCUUGAAUGCUUACCUGGAGAAGAAACGGCUCUUUUUCCCACGGUUCUUCUUUCUAUCAAAUGACGAAAUGCUGGAGAUUCUCUCUGAGACCAAGGAUCCACUCUUGGUUCAGCCUCAUCUGAAAAAGUGCUUUGAGGGUAUUUCCAAAUUGGACUUCUUACCCAAUCUGGAUAUCCAGGCAAUGUACAGCGGCGAAGGCGAGCGCGUUGAGCUAAUCCAACGCAUCUCCACGUCUGAAGCCAAAGGAGCCGUGGAGAAGUGGCUCAUUCAGGUGGAGGAUGUGAUGAUUCGCAGUGUCAGAGAUGUGAUAGCCCGGUCAAGAUUGGCCUACGCUGAGACGCCACGGAAGCAGUGGGUCACAGAGUGGCCUGGACAGGUUGUUAUUUGCACCUCGCAGAUUUUUUGGACUCUGGAGGUGCACGAGGCCAUCAGAGCAGGGACGGAUGGUAUAAAAAACUAUUAUCAACAACUGAAGGAUCAGCUGAAUGACAUCAUAAAAUUGGUGAGAGGAAAACUUGCCAAGCAAACCCGGAUCACUUUGGGAGCACUGGUCACAAUUGAUGUCCAUGCCCGGGAUGUUGUCAUGGAGCUCAUAGAGAAAGGUGUUUCCCAUGAAACUGACUUUCAGUGGCUAGCGCAGCUUCGUUACUACUGGAGCAAUGACAACGUUCGCGUUCGCAUAAUCAACUGUGACGUUAAAUACGCCUACGAGUACCUGGGGAACUCGCCGCGUCUGGUCAUCACUCCUCUGACUGACAGAUGCUACCGAACUCUGAUCGGAGCUUUCUACCUGAAUUUGGGCGGAGCACCUGAGGGUCCAGCUGGUACAGGAAAGACUGAAACCACCAAGGAUUUAGCCAAAGCACUUGCUGUGCAGUGUGUGGUCUUUAACUGCUCAGAUGGACUGGAUUAUCUCGCCAUGGGAAAAUUCUUUAAAGGUCUAGCCUCAUCUGGAGCUUGGGCGUGCUUUGACGAAUUCAACCGUAUUGAGCUGGAGGUGCUGUCCGUAGUGGCCCAGCAGGUUCUGUGUAUUCAGAGGGCCAUAGAACUGAAGCUGGAGUACUUUGACUUUGAAGGAACUACGCUCAAGCUGAAUCCCAACUGCUUUGUUUCCAUAACCAUGAACCCCGGCUACGCAGGACGCUCAGAACUUCCAGACAACCUCAAGGUGUUGUUCCGAACCGUGGCCAUGAUGGUCCCUAACUACGCGCUGAUUGCGGAGAUCUCUCUGUAUUCGUACGGCUUCCUCAAUGCCAAACCACUAUCGGUAAAGAUCGUGAUGACCUACAGGCUUUGUUCGGAGCAGCUCUCCUCCCAGUUUCACUACGACUACGGCAUGAGGGCCGUCAAAGCAGUGCUGGUGGCUGCAGGCAACCUCAAGCUCAAGUAUCCCGAUGAGAAUGAGGACAUUCUGCUACUGAGAUCCAUAAAGGAUGUUAAUGAGCCCAAGUUUCUGUCCCAUGAUAUUCCUCUGUUCAACGGGAUCACCAGCGAUCUUUUCCCGGGCAUCUCCCUCCCUGAGGCUGACUAUCAGCUCUUCUUAGAGACCGCUGAAGAGAGCUGUAAAAGUCAUAACGUGCAGCCAACCGAAGUCUUCUUGCAAAAGAUGAUCCAGACAUACGAGAUGAUGAUAGUUAGGCAUGGGUUUAUGCUGGUGGGGGAGCCUUUUGCUGGAAAGACAAAAGUUCUGCACGUUUUAGCGGACACUCUGUGCCUGAUGAAUAAGAACGGAUACGGAGGAGAAGAGAAGGUCAUCUUCAGGACGUUAAAUCCAAAGUCCAUUACUAUGGGACAGCUCUUUGGACAGUUUGACCUGGUUUCCCAUGAGUGGACGGACGGGAUUGUGGCCAACACGUUCCGCGAGUUUGCCUUGGCUGACACACCAGAGCGCAAGUGGGUGGUUUUUGAUGGUCCCAUAGAUACACUGUGGAUUGAGAGUAUGAACACUGUGCUGGAUGACAACAAAAAGUUGUGCCUGAUGAGCGGUGAGAUAAUUCAGAUGUCCAGUCAGAUGAGUCUGAUUUUUGAAGCAAUGGAUCUAUCACAAGCUUCGCCUGCCACCGUCAGUCGAUGUGGCAUGAUCUACAUGGAACCAUCUCAGCUCGGCUGGAAGCCUUUGGUGACCUCCUGGAUGAGCACUCUUCCUGAUGCUCUGCAGACCCCGGAGUACCAGUCCCUGCUGCUGGAGCUCUUCCACUGGCUCCUUCCGCCUGCAAUCAAUAAGCUACGCAAGCAGUGCAGGGAGGUUGUCUCCACCAGCAACAGUAACACUGCGGUGUCCCUGUGUCGACUGUUUGAGAUGCUUCUAACUGAACCGGUGACGGCAAAUCCAGGAGAUAAAAACAUCCGCAUCUGGAUCAUGGCAGCUUUUGCAUUCUCGCUGGUGUGGUCUGUGGGGGGUGCUUGCGAUACAGACAGCAGAGAGAAGUUCAGUGAGUUCAUCAGGGAGACACUUUCUGGAGAAACAACCAAUCAUCCAAUCCCUGAAGCAGUUGGGAAAUGGGAGUGUCCAAUGGAUGAUAAAGGCCUGGUGUACGACUACUUUUAUGAGUUUAAAGGAAGAGGCAAAUGGCUUCACUGGAAUGAGACAAUUAAAAACAUCAAUCUGGGAGAUAAAAACACAAAGGUGCAAGAGAUCAUUGUUCCCACCAUAGACACCGUUCGCUACACUUACUUAAUGGACCUCUGCAUCAACUACGGAGUUCCGCCCCUGUUUGUUGGCCCAACUGGCACUGGGAAGUCUGUUUAUGUGAAGGAGAAACUGAUGAACAAUCUGGACAAAGACAGCUUUCUGCCCUUUUUUGUCAACUUUUCGGCCCGGACAAGUGCGAACCAAACCCAGAAUAUAAUCAUGUCCAGGUUAGAUAAGCGAAGAAAAGGGGUGUUUGGCCCUCCAUUGGGGAAAAAAUGUGUCAUCUUCGUAGAUGACAUGAACAUGCCUGCCCUGGAGCAGUUUGGAGCCCAGCCUCCUGUGGAGCUGCUACGGCAGUACAUGGACCACGGAAACUGGUACGACAUAAAGGAUACAUCCAAGAUCACUUUGGUUGACCUGCAGCUCAUCUGCGCAAUGGGGCCUCCCGGUGGUGGAAGAAAUGCAGUGACUUCUCGCUUCCUUCGGCAUUUCAACAUUUUUAGCAUAAAUCCCUUCAGCGACGACACCAUGGUUCGAAUUUUCUCCAACAUCGUGGCUUUCUAUCUCAAAAACAAUGCGUUCCCUCCUGAAUGUUUCACUGUUGGCAACAAGAUAGUGACAGCUACGAUGGAAGUGUACAAAAAAGCCAUGAUAAACCUCCUUCCUACUCCAGCCAAGUCUCACUACACUUUCAACCUUCGAGAUUUCUCUCGCGUCAUUCAAGGCUGCCUGCUGCUGAAGAAGGAGUCUCUGGAGAGCAAACACACCAUGGCGCGCCUGUUUGUCCAUGAGGUCUUCCGCGUCUACUACGACCGUCUGGUAGAUGACAAAGACAGAGCGUGGCUCUACAGUCUGAUGAGCAGCAUCCUCAAAGACCACUUCAAAGAGUCCUUUGAUCAGGUCUUUGAUCACCUGAAACAAGGCAGCAAACUGGUAGAAGAAGACAUGCGAAAUCUUCUGUUUGGUGACUACAUGAACCCCGAUCUGGAGGAUGAUGAGCGCCUGUAUGCUGAGGUGCCAUCAAUAGAGGCUUUUGCUGAGGUGGCGGAAGCUUGUCUCGAAGAAUACAACCAGAUGCACAAGAAUCGCAUGAACCUUGUCAUCUUCCGCUAUGUAUUAGAGCACUUGUCCCGCUUAAGCCGUGUGCUAAAGCAGCCUGGAGGCAACGCUCUGCUUGUGGGAGUCGGAGGCAGCGGCCGCCAGUCUGUCACCCGCCUGGCCACGUCGAUGGCACAUAUGACUCUGUUCCAGCCUGAGAUCUCUAAGAGUUACGGCAUGACAGAGUGGAGGGACGACCUCAAGAUGCUACUGAAGAAUGCUGGAGUUAAAGGUCAGAAGACGGUGUUCUUGUUAACCGAUGCCCAGAUCAAGGAUGAGGCCUUUCUGGAAGAUGUGGACAGUGUCCUGAACACAGGAGAGGUACCCAAUCUGUUUGCUGUAGAUGAGAAACAAGAAAUCAUGGAGACGAUACGUCCUAUUGCUCAGGCUGGUAACAAAAAUCUGGAGCUGAGCCCAUUGACCCUCUUUGCCUUUUUCAUUGCACGCUGCAGAGAGAACCUGCAUGUGAUUGUUGCCUUCAGUCCUAUUGGAAACGCCUUUCGAAAUCGGCUGCGGCAAUUUCCGUCUCUUAUUAACUGCUGCACUAUUGAUUGGUACCAGCCAUGGCCCGAAGAGGCUCUUGAGCGAGUAGCCAAUUGCUUCCUGGGUUCACUGGAAAUGAGUGAAAAUGAGAGGAAAGAGGUCAUACCCAUCUGCAAAACCUUUCACACCUCUGCCAAACAACUCUCACAAAGAUUCCUAGCUGAACUAGGGCGCUAUAAUUAUGUGACUCCCACAUCCUACCUGGAGCUGAUCGCUACCUUCUAUCAACUCCUGACUCAGCAGAGAAACAUGGUCAUGAAGGCAAAGCAGAGGUAUACAAAUGGUCUGGAUAAAUUAGCCUUUGCUGAAUCUCAGGUUGCUGAAAUGAAGAAGGAGUUAGAAGAUCUACAACCCAAACUUGAAAAGGCAACGAUAGAAAACACUGAAAUGAUUAAGAUUAUUCAAGAGGAAUCAGUUGAAGUAGAAGCCAAAAGUAAAGUUGUGCGAGUUGAUGAAGAGGCAGCAACUAUAAAAGCCAAUGAGGCUCAGGCUCUGAAAAACGAGUGUGAGAGCGAAUUGGCUGAAGCGGUCCCUGCUCUGGAAGCGGCUGUCGCUGCCCUGGACACAUUAAAGCCUGCUGAUGUCACUAUUGUGAAGUCGAUGAAAAAUCCCCCCUCAGGAGUGAAGCUGGUGAUGGCAGGCGUAUGUGUGAUGAAGGACUUGAAACCAGAUAAGAUAGCUGAUCCAGCUGGGACCGGAAAAAAGGUCCUUGACUACUGGGGUCCAAGCAAAAAACUACUGGGUGAUUUGAACUUUUUACGAGACCUCAAAGAGUAUGAUAAAGACAACAUUCCAGUCCCUGUGAUGCAGAAAAUCCGGAGUGAGUACAUGACUAAUCCUGACUUUGACCCCAGCAAAGUGGCUAAAGCCUCGUCUGCUGCAGAGGGCCUCUGCAAGUGGAUCAAAGCAAUAGAGGUUUAUGAUAGAGUGGCAAAGGUUGUGGCUCCAAAGAAGCAGAGUCUUGCAGAGGCAGAAGAAUCCUUGGCUGUCACCAAUGCCCUGCUAGACCGGAAGAGAGCUGAGUUAAAAGAGGUUGAGGACCGCGUAGCGACGCUUAAGCAGACCUCCGAAGAGAAGAGGGAGGAGAAGGCUCAGCUGGAAUUCCAAGCGGAUCUGUGCGCCAGGAAGCUGAAAAGGGCCGAACAACUCAUUGGAGGUCUUGGUGGAGAGAAGACCAGAUGGUCAAAAGCAGCAGAUGACCUGCAGAACACAUAUGACAACUUGACUGGAGAUGUCCUUAUUUCCGCUGGUGUCAUUGCCUACUUAGGGGCUUUUACAUCUGGCUUCAGACAGAACUGCACAAAGUUAUGGACCAGUCUCUGUCAAUCCAAGAAAAUUCCAUCAUCGGAUGACUUUUCUCUCAGCAAAACUCUGGGAGAUCCCAUUAAAAUCAGAGCGUGGAACAUCGCAGGUCUUCCCAGCGACUCUUUCUCUAUUGACAAUGGUGUCAUUGUCAGUAAUUCUCGCAGAUGGCCUUUGAUGAUUGACCCUCAGGGUCAAGCGAACAGGUGGGUGAAGAACUCAGAGAAGGACAAUAACCUUAGUGUGAUUAAGUUAACAGAUGGCGACUACAUAAGAACCUUAGAAAACUGCAUCCAGUUUGGAACACCCUUACUGCUGGAAAAUGUAGGAGAAGAGCUGGACCCUUCUCUAGAACCACUGCUGCUUAAACAAACCUUCAAACAAGGUGGUGUGGAUUGCAUUAGGCUUGGUGAGAGUGUGAUCGAGUACUCGGUGGAUUUCCGUUUCUACAUCACGACCAAGCUCAGGAACCCACACUACCUGCCAGAACUGGCAACCAAAGUGUCUCUCCUCAAUUUCAUGAUCACACCAGAGGGCUUGGAGGACCAGUUGCUGGGGAUUGUGGUUGCUAAGGAGAGGCCAGAACUGGAAGAGGAAAGAAAUGCAUUGAUCCUGCAGUCUGCUGAGAAUAAGAGGCAGCUAAAGGAAAUUGAAGAUAAAAUCCUCGAAACGCUGCAGUCUUCUAAGGGAAAUAUCCUGGAAGAUGAGAGUGCUAUUCAGAUUCUAGACUCUGCAAAGAUCAUGUCCAAUGAGAUAUCUAAGAAACAGCAAAUUGCUGAAAAAACAGAGAUCAAGAUUGCAGAGUCUAGAGAGGGUUACAGACCUAUUGCCAAGCACUCAUCUAUCCUGUUCUUCAGUAUUGCUGAUUUGACCAACAUAGACCCGAUGUAUCAGUACUCUCUCAGCUGGUUUGUGAAUCUCUACAUUAACUCCAUACAAGACAGUAACAAAUCCAAGAUUCUGGAAAGAAGACUUCAAUACUUAAUCGAUCACUUCACCUACAACCUGUACUGCAACAUCUGUCGGUCUCUCUUUGAGAAGGACAAGUUGCUCUUCUCCUUCCUCCUCUGCUGCAAUUUGCUCCUAGCAAAGGGGGAGAUAGAACUGUCAGAAUUCAUGUUCUUGCUGACUGGGGGAGUAGGUCUGCAGAACACUGUUCCUAACCCAGACCCCAGCUGGCUGCAGGACAAGAGCUGGGAUGAAAUCUGCAGAGCCAACGAACUACCUGGGUUACAAGGCAUAACAGACGCUUUCAUGAAGAGUUCAGGCGACUUUAAGCCUGUUUAUGACAGUAAGGAGCCUUGCAGUGUUCCUCUGCCUGCGCCUUGGUGUGACCGACUCAGUAACCUGCAGAAAAUGAUCAUUAUUCGAUGUCUCAGACCUGAUAAGAUGGUGCCAGCUAUGACUAAAUAUGUAUCUGGCAAUCUGGGGAAGAAAUUUGUCCAGCCUCCUCCUUUUGACUUGGGUAAGAGCUAUCUGGACUCCAACUCCACCAUCCCACUUGUGUUUGUGCUUUCUCCAGGAGCUGAUCCUAUGGCUAGCUUGUUAAAAUUUGCCAAUGACAAGAACAUGAGCGGCAACAAGUUCCAGUCUAUCUCUCUGGGUCAAGGCCAGGGACCUAUAGCUGCUAAAAUGAUAUCGACGGCCAUGCAGGAUGGAACAUGGGUGUGUUUGCAAAACUGUCACUUGGCUGUUUCGUGGAUGUCAAGCCUGGAAAAAAUCUGCGAGAACUUCAGCCCUGCAACAUGCCACCAAGACUUCCGCCUCUGGCUCACCAGUUACCCCUCAUCUAAGUUUCCAGUGACGAUCCUUCAGAAUGGGGUGAAAAUGACCAAUGAGCCCCCAACAGGACUUCGUCUAAAUCUCCUGCAGUCUUACCUGUCAGACCCUGUUUCCGACCCAAACUUCUUCAGUAACUGCCCCAAGAAGGAGCUGAUUUGGGAAAAGCUCCUGUACGGAUUGUGCUUCUUCCAUGCUCUUGUUCAGGAGAGGAAAAAGUUCGGCCCACUGGGUUGGAACAUUCCCUAUGGCUUCAAUGAGUCUGACCUCCGGAUAAGCAUCCGACAGCUGCAGCUGUUCAUAAAUGAAUAUGAGGAGGUGCCUUUGGAGGCCAUAACAUAUCUGACUGGAGAGUGUAACUACGGCGGCCGUGUGACAGACGACUGGGAUCGGCGGCUCCUGCUGACCAUCUUGGCUGAUUUCUACAACAAAGACAUUAUUGAGACGUUUCGCUACCCUUUUUCGCCCAGUGGAGAAUACUUUGCUCCACCCAAAUCUAGCUAUGACGAUUAUGUUCUGUUUAUUAAGAAUCUCCCAUACAGCCAACAACCCGAGGUGUUCGGGAUGCAUGAAAACGUAGACAUUUCCAAAGAUCUGCAGCAGACCAAACUGCUUUUUGAUUCACUGCUACUCACUCAGGGUGGAGGAGCAAAGGGAGGGGGCGGCUCCGGGAGUGACAACACCCUGUUUGACAUAGCUAAUGACAUCCUUACCCAGCUUCCGAAAAAUUUUGACACAGAAACAGCUCUCUUAAAGUUCCCAGUCCUUUAUGAAGAAAGUAUGAACACAGUCCUUGUUCAGGAGAUGGAGCGCUAUAACACGUUGUGCACCACUAUUCGUGUGAGUCUACAGAACCUGUUAAAAGCUAUUAAGGGCUUGGUGGUGAUGGAUUCAGAACUGGAGGCUGUUGCAGGCAGUUUGAUUGUCGGCAAAGUCCCUGAGAAAUGGGCAAAGCGCUCUUACCCAAGCCUGAAGCCGCUGGGCAGUUACGUCAAUGACUUUCUCUCUAGGCUUAAGUUUUUACAAGUUUGGUAUGAGACCCAAAAGCCCAUCGUGUUCUGGCUGUCUGGCUUCUUCUUCACCCAGGCCUUCCUAACCGGGGCAAUGCAGAACUACGCCAGGAAAUACCAUGUCCCCAUCGAUCUUUUAGGCUUUGAAUUUGAAGUUCUUCCGAUCGACUCGUCGGAGACAGCGCCUGAGGACGGUGUUUUCAUUAACGGAUUGUUCCUCGAUGGAGCUCGUUGGGACAGAGGAAGUGGAGUUCUGGCUGAGCAGCACCCAAAGGUACUGUUUGACUCCAUGCCCAUCAUCUGGAUAAAGCCUACUGAAAAGAGGAGCAUCGAUGGGGCUGGACAACUGUAUGUUUGCCCUCUCUAUAAGACCAGCGAGAGGAAGGGGACUCUCUCUACUACUGGACACUCCACCAAUUUUGUCAUUACAAUGACGUUGCCCACUAGCAAGCGCCCGCAGCACUGGAUUAAGCGCGGCGUGGCCAUGCUGUGCCAGCUUGAUGACUGAGACCAGAAUAUAUAUUGAUGGGGGCUCAGGCACCGCAUAAUAGUGUUUGGAAGUAUGAAAAUAAACAUAAUGCCUGCAUUUCACAAAUUGUCAAGUAUGUCUGUUUAUAGAUCGUGACAUGAUGUUUGAUCAUACUUUUUUUUUUCCAAGCAGUUAGUAUUACACAAAGUGGCAAAAUGUUUUCUCUAGCUUUAGUAUAAAAUGCUGACUAAUCGCAGUUUUCAGCCAUCAGGAAUGAUGGAGCUGGCAUAAAAAAAAAAUGCAAUAACGUUUGGCAAUAUCGUUCUUUAUCAAAUCAUAGAAACUUAUUGCCUGGUGAAUUUGAUCUCUGGCACACAUUGCACUUUUUUUUCUCUACGACUGCCGCGCAUAACAAUAUUCCUAGCUUCAUUAAAUACUUGAGUGAUGAAGCAUUCUGAAAUCGCAGACUUUUGAUUUCAUCUUUCGGUUAUUUCAGUGAAAUGGCACCAACUGCACCUCAGUAAAAUAAAGAAUGCCCUAACAGCACAUACAAUUAUCAUGAAACUACUUUCUGUAAUUAUAAACAUGUAUUAAAUAAGAAUUCCAGUCAAUGACUUUUAAUCGGGCUAAACUAGUUUUACUGGAAACAAGCUUGUAAAGCCUGCAGCCUGUCAGGGCAAAUAAUUACUGCCGUUUUACCGGCCUAUAUUUUGCUUCUUUUAUGAUCCCAUUGUGAGACGAUUAAGUCUGUUAGCUUACGUGUACCUCAACUAUGAAACCUCACAAGUCAUUAAUGUGCAACAAAGUAACAAAACGAAAAACUAUCUUCAUUUCAAAUGAAUCUAUAUUUUAAAAAGGAAAUUGAAAUGGCACCAUCCUUUUGUUUCUGUAAUGAAAGGCUGUUUUGUUGUAACUGAUGAAGAUAGCAGGUAAGUGUUUAAACAUCAUUUAAAGAUCUAUUUAAACUGUGCAGCUCUUUGCAGUGUUAAGUGGGUCAGAG
Molecule: messenger RNA, 12966 nt
Organism: Fundulus heteroclitus (mummichog)
Lineage: Eukaryota; Metazoa; Chordata; Actinopteri; Cyprinodontiformes; Fundulidae
Gene: dnah12
Product: dynein, axonemal, heavy chain 12
Exons: 73
Coding region: 126-12005 (3959 amino acids)
Biological process (GO): microtubule-based movement
Cellular component (GO): dynein complex
Molecular function (GO): dynein intermediate chain binding; ATP hydrolysis activity; dynein light intermediate chain binding
Source: RefSeq, a predicted model, not a curated record